CAUCUCUUCUUCUUCUUGGAUUUGUCACCGUCCUCUCCAUCUCUUCUCCAUGAUCUCGAGAUGAAUUAAUACUUACAUAAAAUUUUUGAACAAAAUAUUUUUCACUUGGCAAAAUCAAGUUUAUAGAUUUAUAUUAUUUUUUUAUACUUUGUACAACCCGACUGUACAGUGCAAGGUCUAGCGUACCAUGAUUUGGGUCCAAUGACAUUACGUUAUCUCUUAAAACAACGUUAGCGGCUAAAACCCUAAAGUCCCCAAUCCCUCUUGUACAACCGAAGCCGGAAGCCGCCACGAAGUCGAGCACACCUCAGCGGCUAUGGGUAUCGAUCUCGUCGCUGGCGGCCGGAGCAAGAAGGCCAGGCGUACCGCGCCCAGAUCCGACGAUGUCUACCUCAAGCUCCUCGUCAAGCUCUACCGUUUUUUGGUGCGGAGGACGGGUAGCAAGUUCAAUGCCGUGAUCCUCAAACGGCUUUUUAUGAGUAAAAUCAACAAGCCCCCGAUCUCCCUCAAGAGGCUCAUAAGAUUCAUGGAAGGAAAGGAGGACAAGAUUGCGGUCAUAGUGGGGACUGUGACAGAUGAUAAGAGGGUGUAUGAGGUCCCGGCAAUGAAGGUGACGGCUCUGAGGUUCACGGAGACGGCGAGGGCUAGAAUUCUGCAGGCGGGUGGAGAGUGCUUGACCUUUGACCAGCUCGCUCUCCGUGCUCCCCUUGGGCAGAACACGGUCCUCUUGAGAGGUCCGAAGAAUGCCAGGGAAGCUGUGAAACACUUCGGCCCAGCCCCUGGUGUGCCACACAGCCACACGAAGCCUUAUGUCCGUUCCAAGGGGAGGAAAUUUGAGAAGGCCAGAGGUAGAAGGAACAGCAGGGGAUUUAGGGUUUGAGUCAUCCUAGUUAUACCAAGGGCAGACCUAAACUCGAGUGUUUGAGUGGCAAGGAUCUUCGUUCUACAUUUGGAAUCUCUUGUUAUGUUUCAGAUUUGAGGACAUGCGAAAGAGAAGUGGCCCACAACUUUUUUGUCUAUUUGAUUCAGCACUCGAACCAGUUACAUCCCUGUUACUUAAUCAGAAAUAUUUGACGGUCUGCUUCAAGUUAUUGGGUCAUGGAAUAUGUUGUGACUUUGGGUUUCUGUAGCAGAUAUGUUGCUUGAAAGUGACAGUAUGAAACACCGCUUGAUUUCUUGAUAGAGGUUAAUCAGUUGUGUCAGCUGGUAACAUGUUGAUGGAUCAUCAAUUGAAGCUGAUAAUUUUCUUUUGUAGUAAGUAGAUUUCUGGUACCAAUUUCAGUGGCGAUGGAUUUCUUUGGUUUAAGAAUAACCCAACAAACUUGUCAGGUUCUUGCUAAGAUGUAAUUCUUCGCACCUAAUGACAUUAGGGAUGAAACUAGCUGAGAA
Molecule: messenger RNA, 1389 nt
Organism: Elaeis guineensis (African oil palm)
Lineage: Eukaryota; Viridiplantae; Streptophyta; Magnoliopsida; Arecales; Arecaceae
Product: large ribosomal subunit protein eL18y
Biological process (GO): translation
Cellular component (GO): cytosolic large ribosomal subunit; ribosome
Molecular function (GO): structural constituent of ribosome; RNA binding
Source: RefSeq, a predicted model, not a curated record